AUGUCAACUAUUCGUGUUUCUCUCUCUCUAUUUAGCUUUGCAUUCCUCCUUUGUGUGGGUCAAGGAACACAAAUUACAUUCACAAACAAUUGUCCAUACACUGUAUGGCCAGGAACACAAGCUGGUGCAACUAGUCCUCAACUAUCAUCAACUGGUUUCGAAUUAGCAUCCGGAGCAUCUAACACACUGGAUCUUCCGGCCGGAUGGUCUGGAAAGUUUUGGGCUAGAACAGGAUGUUCCAAUAAUAACGGAGUAUUCUCCUGCGCCACCGCAGACUGUGGUAACCACGUUGAAUGUGGUGGUGCUGGAGAAGCCACACCAGCAUCUCUAAUAGAAAUUACUACAGAAAAUAAUAAUGGUGGACAGGAUUUUUAUGAUGUUAGUAAUGUGGACGGAUUUAAUGUUCCCUCUUUAAUGAGCCCACAAGGUGGCUCCGGUGCUUGCGGCACCGCGAGUUGUCCGGCUAAUAUUAAUGCUGCUUGUCCGACUGAAUUGCAAUUUAAAGGCUCUGAUGGAAGUGUUGUCGGUUGCAAAAGUGCUUGUGUGACUUUUAAUAGACCUGAAUAUUGUUGCAAUGGUGAUCAUAACACACCACAAACUUGCCCUCCAACAAACUACUCUCAAUUCUUCAGCCAACAGUGCCCUAAUGCUUAUAGCUAUGCUUAUGAUGAUAAGAGGGGAACUUUUACUUGCUCAGGAAACCCUAGUUAUGUUCUCAAGUUCUGUCCUUGA
Molecule: messenger RNA, 732 nt
Organism: Arachis duranensis
Lineage: Eukaryota; Viridiplantae; Streptophyta; Magnoliopsida; Fabales; Fabaceae
Product: thaumatin-like protein 1b
Exons: 2
Coding region: 1-732 (243 amino acids)
Biological process (GO): defense response
Cellular component (GO): extracellular region
Source: RefSeq, a predicted model, not a curated record